GCUCUAUCUACCAGUGCCCUCUCCUAAAAAAACUAGAGUCGCUCCUCGUUACCUCCGUCUCACGUCAAGAUUCGCGAGUGACCGAAGUAACUCUCGCUCUAUAAUACGCUCGGGUGUCGCGUGUGAAUUUUUAAAACAAACUAAUAUAAACCAAAGCUCAUAUAUUUACUGUCACACAAGAUAUUACUCAAUACCCAGCAUCAUUUAUGUCAACCUGUCUCGCUAUUUAUCAAACAUCUGACACAUAACCAGUGCGACUGCAACCACAACCACACAAUAACAUUGAGAGAUAAAAUACAAUAAAAAUAAUACAUAUAUAUACAUAACAUAAAUAUAACAAUGUUACAAGUGUGUAUGUUAAAAAUAAUUAAUCAUAAGGCAGUCGCCUGAUUCCCAAGUUAUUUUAUUUCAGAGUUGCUUGGAAUGGACGGACUCCGAUUUAAAUUAAACUUCAACAAUACCUCGAUAAUUAAAAAUCUACACUCACACAAAAAUCUAAACCACCAACACAAUAAUUACACAUUUAUGUGUGCAUGUGUCACUAUUGUUGAUGAUGCACGCUUGAACUUUGGGCGGGCAACGACGUUGUUACCUUCAUGGACAACUGAGAACGAGAUUGAUUGCAUGCAUCGAUGCACAACAGCAAUCGGGUAAAUUAACUCGCCGAGAAGAGGGUGAUGGCUAGUUUGACAGUCGCAACGUCAAGUAAAAACAAUUCUCGCGGUAGUUCACCCAACAGAGGAAAUUUACUAACUCAUCAUCGACAAUCAUCCGCUAACCUGGAGCACGUGCCAAAGAUAUGUAACACUGCAGUUGGCCAAACUGGAGAAGGUAGUACUGGAAGCGCAGGAAGCAGUAUUUGUGGAGCGACGGUUAUGAAAAGUAGUUCAAGACAAAGAUCCCCAGGUGCAAUGGCACGUUCUGGUGAUAAUUUCGAGGAGUCAAGUCAAUCGAAUCCGUCCAACGUCGAGUCCGAGGAUUUUGUGUCAAAUGUCCACCCGCCAACAGAUGACGAAGGAGAAACAUUUCAUACUACAACUCAAUCAUUCUUAUCAAAUGGAUCGUCAGAAUUAAUAUCCGAAGACGUCGACUCGAGUGGAGCUCGCGUCCGUCAGGCAAUAGAACAAACUCAGAAUAAAAUAACGAAAACUCGCGAACUCAUUCGUACGGAGCAAAAAACCCGCGAUGAGAAUGUCAACGAGUAUCUCAAACUCGCGGCAAAUGCAGACAAGCAGCAGUUAGCGAGAAUAAAGACGGUGUUCGAGAAGAAGAAUCAAAAGUCAGCACACAAUAUUGCACAGUUGCAAAAAAAGUUGGAUAGUUAUACAAAAAAACUUAGAAAUUACGAGAUGAAUGGCGCGCCAACGAGUCAUCGGCAACCGCGAGAAGUUCUUCGAGACAUGGGUCAAGGAUUAAACUUGUCUUCCAGAAACGUGGGCGGUAACAUUAGGGACGGAAUAAGCGGAUUUUCGGGAAGCGUCAUGUCCAAGCCCAGAGAAUUUGCACAUCUUAUAAAAAAUAAAUUUGGCAGUGCCGACAAUAUAAAUACUCUAUCACAUGGAUCUACUUUUUAUGUAAACGAUCCACCACGUGCAGGUACCGGCGACAAUGGCAGCGUCGAGGAGGAAAAAACUCAUCACGGUUCAGCGACAUUACCCGGUGGUUGUAGUUUAGGUUCAACCCACAGUGCCGCGCCCGUUAAAUUUCCGUCGGAAGAGGGUUCCGAGUGCUCGAGCGUCACCAGCGAAAGUGGCCCCGGCAGCAGAGGUCAAGCGCACGCAUGCCACAGCAACAAUGCCGCCUUCAGUUUGAAAUCUAUUUUUGCAGAGCUGCAGGAGCAUCGGGAAAACUUUGAACGUAUGAGAGAAAAACUGGAUACGCUUAAGACACUUCAACAAGAAGUCACAUUUUUAUCAAACGCUUUGCAAGAGGAACGUUUCCGGUGCGACCGGCUCGAAGAACAGAUGAACGAUCUGACGGAAUUGCAUCAAAACGAAGUUGAAAAUUUGAAGCAAACGAUAACAGACAUGGAGGAAAAAGUACAGUAUCAGAGUGAAGAUCGGCUGAGAGACAUUCACGAGAUGCUGGAAAGCUGUCAGACUAAAAUAUGGAAAAUGGAACACCAGCAGCAACAACAUCAGCAAUACGUAACACUUGAGGGUCUUGACAAUAGUAACGCGCGAGCGUUAGUUGUUAAAUUAAUCAACGUUGUGUUGACUGUUUUACAAGUUAUUUUAUUACUUGUAGCCACAGGCGCGGGAAUAAUGAUGCCUUUCUUGAGAACGAGCUGUACUAAGCCUCAUUGUUUCAUGUGCAGGGUGCGCAUAUUGACGACGACGUUGGUCGUGCUGGGCAUUGUUUUUGUCCUCAAGCAGUGGCCCGAAGUCCACGACGUGGGAAGUCAUCUAAUGCGACAUCUCAAACAAACACUUGCUGUCAAGUAGCAUUGGUUUGGAUAAAUAGCCAUUUAAAUAAUUGCCUCGAGUACCCGGAUACAGCAAUAAAAUAUCAAGAAAAAAAAAGUAAAUAAUAAAAAUCGACGGUCGUCGAAUCGGAUUGAAAGACAAAAAAAUAAAAUUGAUAAUUCGCUUAAAUAUUUGUUAGUAGGUAAAUAUAAACAGUUAAGAUUUUAUUAUUAUUUAUAUAUUAUAUAUUAUUAUAAAUGUAUUGGAUGUAGAUGAAUUAUUGUACUAUAUUAUUUAGUCAGUAAGGUAUGUGAUAACGAUUAACAUGAAAUUUAAAAAAUAUCGAGAGACAACGGGAGAGUAACAGUAAUAGGCAAGUUUAUAUAUUUAAUAAUAAUAAUUAUUAUUAAUAUCAAGGAAAUAUUCUAGUCUGGAUGAGUUUAAUUUAAAGAAUUUUUACGGUUGAAUAAAAAAGAAAACAUAUUUUUACUACAAAUUUUCUAUUUUCUUUAUUUAUACUCAGAUAAAAAUAUAAGAAAUUUAAUUCAUUUUAAGUAUCUCUUAGCCCUGAUAAAAAAGGUGUGUGUUGGUUCAUAUCUCGGGCUCUGUCUUACCGAUCGGUUAAAAUUUGGUGUGCAUUUCAAGUAGAUGUUUUAUAAUUACUCUUGUAAAUUUAAAAUGAUUAUUAAAUUUUUCCCACCGUUUUUUCAGUUUCAUUUUUUUAAAAUAAUAAUUUUUUCAUUCCCUAAGACUACAAAGUAAAAUUUUCUAAAAAUGCACACCAAAGUUUUCCAGUCGGUAAAAGAGAACUCGAGAUGAUACUCAGUCACACCUUUACUAUGGCCAUCAAUAGAUCCUUAGAACCCAUUAAAUUUUAAUUUUUUAUCCAGAAACUUUUUUUGUCUAUUAAAACUUACAGUAAAAAUAUAUUUUUUUUCUACGAAACCUUAAAAAAAAUUUAAAAACUCACACCUCCGGACUAGACUACUCCUUAAAAUAAACUUGACGAUCCGUGGUAAUUUAUUACCAUCAAGAUUUGUCAUGUGGACAAAAUACUAUAAAAUAAUAAUAAUUAAAGAUUGAUAAAUUGCAUGACAGUCGAAGUGAGACUAAGGCUGAAUUUGACUGACCGAAUCAGCAGUUUGUUUUUUAUUUUAUUGACAGCAUUAUAGCUUCGAGACAAUUAAGAUUGAUAUGAGAAAAUUAAUAACAAUAAUAGUAAUACCUCAAAAAAAACUAAAAUUAAUAAUAAAAAUUUUUAGUAUCACUUUUUUCGUACUGCUAAAUUAACAUAAUUUGAUAUUUUGAUAUAAAUAUUUCGCCAUUUAAUAAUUAUUUUUAAAAAUGGCAUUAAACAAAUAAUUUGUUAGAGCUAUUGUUAAACGAUGCACAAAUUCAGUAUUAAGUACACAGUUUUUAAAUGUUCAUUUUAUUUAAAUUAUUAUUAUUUAUUAGUAAUCUCGAGUUAAUUUCAAAUCUCGAUAUUAUUUUAAUAGUAACUACGCUUAAAUAAUUAUCACUUUACUUAUAAAUAUAUAACUAUCAAUACUUGAUAUAUAUUUAAUUUUAAUCACACCAACAAUAAUUAAAAUAAUUUGCUAAUUAAGGGCAUUCUCAGACAGUGCACUCGACUUUUUAAAAAUAUGAAAUGACUUUCAACUGAACCGUAUUCAAAUUUUAAUAAUUAAUUAAAAAAUAAUUAAAACCUUUAGGCCAUUCUCAAACAGUGUCCCCCACUUUUUUAAAAUAUUUAAUGACUUUCAAUUGUAAUGACUGUAUUAAAAUUUUGAUAAUUAAUUAAAAAAAAUUUUAAGCAUUAAUUGAAAAAAGGGAAACGCAGUUACAAUUUCGCCGAGACAUAGAUUUAAAAAAAAAUUAUUUACAGUUGAUAUCAAUUAGGAGUUAAACAAAAUUUUGAAAAUAAAUUUCAGUAAAAUCUUUUUGUCAAUAUUAUAAUUUGGAAUGUCAAAUUUUUUACGCUAAAAUUUAUUUAAUAAAUUUCGUUUAACUCCUUAUUGAUUUUAACUGUGAGUAAUUUUUUUUUAAAUUGUAACUGCGUUGUUCUUUUUUCAAUUAAUGCGACAAUUUUUUUAAAUUAAUUAAUUAAAUUUUAAUUAUGUUAUGACACUUCAAGGUCAUUGAAUAUUUCAAAAAGUGGGAGGCUCUGGCGGAAAAUUUGAAUUUGGCCUUUAAUUGAAAAAAGGCCAACGUAGAAGUAAUUUCGUUGAGAUAUAAAAUUUUAAAAAAAUUACUUACAAUUAACAUCAAUUGAGAGUUAAACGAAAUUUUUUGAAUAAAUUUUAGCCAACAAAAUUUAAAAAUUCUAAUUAUAAAAUUGACACGACGGUUUUACUGAAAUUUAUUUUCAAAAUUUUGUUUAACUCCUAAUUGAUAUCAAGUGUCAAUAAUUUUUUUUUAAAUCUAUAUUAAGAAAUUACGACUACGUUGUCUUUUUUUUAAUUAAUGCUUAAAUUUUUUUUUAAUUAAUUGAUAAAAAUUUGAUACGCUUAUGUCAGUUGAAAAUUUUUAAAAAGUGGGAGGCACUGUCUGAGAAUGGCCUUAAAAUGUUGCUCUCUCGUAUUUUAAAAAUAAAAACUGUGACUAUAAUAAGUUCAAAUUAAAUUGGUAAUUAUAUAAUUAAUAAUUUCUGGGAUCAAACUAAAAAAAAAUAAUUAUUAUUAUACAUAACAAUAUAAAAAAAAUUCGCUGACAACCGCCGGAUAUCUGCCAAAAUAUUUUUAAUUAA
Messenger RNA from Microplitis mediator, 5151 nucleotides. RefSeq names its product transmembrane and coiled-coil domains protein 2 (gene Dmtn). NCBI's taxonomy places the organism in Eukaryota, Metazoa, Arthropoda, Insecta, Hymenoptera, Braconidae. The coding region runs from base 678 to 2444 and encodes 588 amino acids. The record is from RefSeq and is a predicted model, not a curated record. Gene Ontology annotation, cellular component: endomembrane system. The transcript has 11 exons.